Knipowitschia caucasica is the source of this 1908-nucleotide messenger RNA. Lineage: Eukaryota; Metazoa; Chordata; Actinopteri; Gobiiformes; Gobiidae. The record is from the annotation of a GenBank genome assembly.
AUGUGGCGACGGAGAGCAAAGAUGAACAGGGGGGGCGCGCUGACCUGGCGCCCGCAGCCCUGGCAGGACGGAGAUGGAGGAGGAGGAGAGCCUCUGUCGGACUCGGACUCUGAGGAGGAGGACUUCCCUGAUGACAGCACCACUCCUCUGGGGGACUAUGUCACUCAUGGUCUGAAGCAGCUGUUGGACGCUCAGCAGCUCUGUGAUGUCACAUUACUGGUGGAAGGGAAGAAGUUCAUGUGUCACAGAGUCCUUCUUGCCGCCGUCAGUCCUUACUUCAGAGCCAUGUUCACCAGUCCUCUGGUGGAGUCCCGCCUCACUGAGAUCCGAUUGGAGGACGUGACGCCGGCCGUGAUGGAUACUGUGAUCCGAUUCGUCUACUCUGGGGAGGCGGGGCUUUCUCUGGACACAGCAGAAGACCUGUUUGUGGCAGCGAACAGACUUCAGGUCAUGCCUCUGCAGGAUCUGUGCUCCAGGUUCUUGUUCUCUCACCUGUCUCUGGAGAACUGCCUGGGUAUGUACUCUCUCGCCCGCUCGCACCAUGACCAGCUGCUGCUCCGUGCCUCUCUGCGGCUGGUGGCUCAGCACUUCCCCCUGGUGUCCCGGCAGAAGGACUUCCUGCUGCUGGACCAUGGAACUCUGGGAUCUCUGCUGGGAUCAGACCGACUCGGAGUCCACUCCGAGGCCGAGGUGUACGACGCCGCGCGCAGGUGGGCGGAGCAUCUGCCACUGCUCCGCUAUGCUCACAUGCCAGCGCUCCUGAGGCACCUGCGUCCUGGGCUGCUGUCCCUGGAGGAGAGCCGCCGCCUCAGCAAAGAGCUGGGGGCCGUGAGGGGGGCCAUGGGGGGGCCCCUGAGACCCAGAGAGGGGAUGUUUGAGAAGAAGAUCGUCUGUGUGGAUCUGACGCCGAGAGAAGACGGGAAUCUACUGACAGAGGACUUAUCGGUGGACUGCUUUGACCCACGCACAGGGAAGUGGGAGAAGCUUGCCCCGCUGGCGUCGGUGGUGAGCCCAGGCUGCACCGCGGUGGGAGACCGUCUGUUUGUCGCUGGUGGAAUCCUCAGAACUUACACCGUCUCCGCAAACGUCCACGAGUACGACGCCGUGUUGGACCGAUGGACCGAGCGCGCUCCCAUGGCCCAGCCGCGCGCCAUGCUAGGACUGCUGGGCUGUGGGAACUCUCUGUACGCGCUGGGCGGCUGUAACCGCUCCGCGCUGCUGGACUCCAGUGAAGUGCUGGACCUGAGCACGAUGGUGUGGAGGAGCGGGCCGCGGUUGCCUUUGCCGCUGCGUGCCUUCGCCUGUGCCACGCUGCGCUCGCGCCUGUACCUGAUUGGGGGCAGCACCGCGGAGCAGAACCGGGCAGCUGUGCACUCUGGCGUCCUCAUCUUCCACACGCGCACGCACCACUGGACCCGUGUGGCCUUAGACUCAGGAGCGACAUGCUUAGCGGGCGGCGUGGCCGUGCGCGGUGGCGUUUGUGCCAUCGGAGGAUACCUGCGCGACACAACUAAGUUCUUAGACGGAAACUUUACAAACCUGGAGACGCUGGACGCCACCGGGAGAGUGCUGUUCUUCAGAGAGGGCCGCGGCUCUGAGCGCGAGGUUCCAGUCACGAACAGCAGUGAGCGCGCGCAGAGCCCUGUGCUGUUUCCCGGUCUGCCGCGGCGCAUCGCGGCCGGCGGCGUGGCGCGCUGGAAGAGGCGCAUCUACGUCCUGGGGGGAGAGAACGGCUCACGCUUCUAUGACAGUAUUUACUGCUGGAAACCAGGCUGGCGCAGCUGGGUGCAGCGCCGCGAGAAGCUGCCGGGCGACACAGUCAGUCAGUUUGGGUGCACCACCCUCAAGUUCCCCAAGAAGCACGUGCUGAGCCGCCUGAGGGCCGCGAGGGAGAGCGCUGCGUCCUGA